AUGGCUGGCCUGGAAGCGCUUUCUUCGAUUAUAUACCACGAGAAACAGCAGUCGGGGUCGAUGCUCUGUGCCCAGCAUGCACUGAACUCGCUACUUCAAGGGAACUAUUUCUCUGCCCCAGAUCUGUCAGACAUCGCGCGCAACCUUGACAACCUCGAGGAGAGCUAUAGACAUCAGGACGAUGAUAGCACCAGAGGAACAAGCACUAAUAUGGAUGACACCGGGUUCUUCUCUGUCCAAGUUUUGGAGAAUGCGUUAUCUGUGUGGGGGCUCAACCUGGUGCGAUGGCGAUCAGCGGAAAUGAGGGCGUAUCAAGACCGACCUCAUACCCAAUUGGGCUUCAUUCUGAACUUGCAACAACACUGGUUUACGCUUCGCCGCUUCGGUCCAGCUGAGGCCAAGAUCGAUCUCGACACUGGGGAAGGACAUUGGUUCAAUCUCAACUCGUUUCUGCCCGCACCUGAAUGGGUAGGCAAGUUGUAUCUCGGCAUGCUCCUUCAGCAAGCUGAAGCAGACGGUUAUUCUGUUUUCGUGGUCACGCAAGCAGACCCAUCCGCGCCUCUUGCUUUGGCACGAACGGACGCCGAUCAGAUCGCUGCGACAUUGCCAGAACCAUCCGAAGCGCCGAAUUAUCAAGCCUCCCGAUCUUAUACUACACGCCCCACCACAACAGCAUCUACAUCUCGAAAUACCGGUAAUUUGGAAGACGACAGUAUGGAAGGGUUUGAGGACGAAGAUUUUGAAUUGCAAGCCGCCUUGCAAGCAUCCAUGAUGUCGCCCAGCGGACGUGACACACCCAUGGAACCCCCACACCUGGCGCGCGCGACGGUGCCGCUCCCUUCUUCUGGCCCACCGUCUGCCCCGGGGUCAGGUGCGAUGACGCCUCAAACUGGCGGUCGUUUCCCUGAACCACCGAUAUUCGGUGCUCCCGUGCACCCUCCUCACCCAACAGGCGACGCGGACUUGGACCCCGUCGCAGCAAGUAUGGAACGUAACAGAGUGAGGUUGCAGCGAAUGCGUGAGCAACAAGAAUUUGCUCAAAGAGAGAUGUGGGCGGAACGGGGCUUUGGUCCGGAAGGCCCGCCACCCCGGGACGACGACAAUGACGAAGAUGAAAUGUUACGAAAAGCGAUAGAGGAAAGCGAAGCUUUGGCUAGGGAACAAGGGCAUGGUACAAGCGACAAUCAUGAAGGGGAGGCAACCGCUUCUGAUAAUCCCUAUCCUUCCACUUCUGGAUUUGAUGCAAGGGUAUAUGACGACGAAGAUGCUGAGCUGCAAGCAGCCCUCAAAGCCUCCCUGGAGCACGUACCCGCCGAUUGGACGCCACCGGAGGUGAGAUAUACCCCACCUCGACAUACGACGACAGAUCCUCCACGGAUUCAAACAGACGAUACUUAUCUCGACGCUACACCUGAUGCGGACGAUUCAGAGUCUGUAGUGUCAGAGGCGAGUACCUCGAUAGCAGCGCCUCCGACACCUGUAUUGGACCCAGAGGAGAUUCGUAGGAAGAGGCUAGCUAGAUUUGGAGCAUAG
Pleurotus ostreatus (oyster mushroom) is the source of this 1533-nucleotide messenger RNA. RefSeq lists its product as uncharacterized. Gene Ontology annotation, cellular component: nucleus. The coding region runs from base 1 to 1533 and encodes 510 amino acids. Gene Ontology annotation, molecular function: cysteine-type deubiquitinase activity. The transcript has 7 exons. Gene Ontology annotation, biological process: protein deubiquitination. The record is from RefSeq and is a predicted model, not a curated record. NCBI's taxonomy places the organism in Eukaryota, Fungi, Basidiomycota, Agaricomycetes, Agaricales, Pleurotaceae.